This is a messenger RNA of Amoebophrya sp. A120, 8780 nucleotides long. Lineage: Eukaryota; Dinophyceae; Syndiniales; Amoebophryaceae. The record is from the annotation of a GenBank genome assembly.
AAAAGUUAGUCAGUAUAUUAACUCCAGUUGUGAAAAAAGUCGCAAAUUGCCGCAAAGCUGCUGUCACUGCUAUUGAUUCGCUGUUGCCCUCUGAGAAAUUCAAACUGUCUUGCGUCGCUUAGGAAUUGUCGUCGUCCCGCACUGCAGUUCUGCCAUGAGGACCUUGGUACCUGGUCAAUAUCAACCGUGGCGGAACAAAUCAAAUCGCUUUUUUUCCGAACCUUUUCGCUUAGAAGUCAUUUUCAACUCAUCGUGAAUCUACCAUCUUGAACGAAUAAGUGAACAACCACUUCGUUGAUUCAUCUUGAUGUGCACAUUUUCAUCAAUCGACAUAGUAGGGAACGAACAGGUGUAGAAUUCAGGAGAUUAUACCGUGAAACAAUAAAUAGAAACAGCAGGUCGGUGAAUAAAUUGAAGCAUCUGGUGACUCAGACUCGAGGUCGUCGGUCUAGGAGUUAGAAAGAGAACAUAAAGGUCUCUCUAUUGUGCCUUCCAUGCACCACAUUGGAUUUGUCUUUCUGCAACAAGUUACUCUUAAAAAUACUUCACUGACACAUAAUUAAAGUUUUCUCGCACGACGACAGAAGAUUCCUUCUUCAGCGAAUCGACAUUGUGUAGGCAACUGCACUUUUUCCGAAAGAAAAAUGGCGGCUGUCUCUUCGUCUCUGGAAGACAGCGAGCGGGGCGCCGUCGCGUUCCGCCACACGGUGGUGGAAAGCCUGCUGCAGGUGGCCGAAGAAAUGACUAUGUUAAAGUACGGGCGAGGAUUGCCGACGGACCAGAUGCGGACACUCUUGCGUACCAUGAAUUUCCUUAUUUUGGCAGUACUUUUCGAAGAUUUGUGAUGCAUACUGCGAUUUUUACCAUAACCAUUGCGCAUGCAUGCGCUAAGAGUAAGAUGCAAGAUGUUAUGCAGGUUCGAAGAUGUUGAUGAUGCGAUGAACAUGAGUUCAACUCGAGUUUCCUAGUACAAAAAAGAAAAAAAAUACAAACAGACCUCGAGCAGAACCGCAACGGCUCUACGCUUGGUGACGAAGAUGUUCUGUUUGAGAAAUUUGCGAUUGGCAAGGGCAUCCAGGAGGUCGUUGACGCUUACAAUGCAGUGGACGGGAAAUUGCUCUUGCCAGAGACCGGGGAAACCUUCAAAGUACUGAAUUGUGGCUCGUCGAUUUUGUUCAACGUAGAUAGCGCGAUAAUGCAGCCUUGCAAGGUCGUUUGUUCACUCAUCCAAUCUUUUUUCCAGGGUAGUUUGCCCACCACGAUACACUCGGCCACUUCCCUUCGGUGAUAGAAUUUAUUUAGAAAACAAGUGAAGCUGUAAUAUGUUCCAAAUUUUUUAGGUGAAACUCGCCGCCCAUCGGUGCAAUUACGAGGAGCUUCUCACCUUUGCGGACAACCUUCGGGGCGACGCUUUUGCGGUGUGCUCCAUCGCGUCGGAUGUGGAUACCAGUGGGAGCAUGAAGCGGGAUUUGUCAUGCUCCACUACAUCCGCUAGCUCGACGACGUCCACUCGAGCCGCCACGGUGUCUACAGGCCCGGGCGGAAUACCGACUCAAAGGACAAAGCACUGCAACGCGACGCUGCAAACUAACAUGAUCGCCGAGCAACAGGUCCAAAUUAUGCAAAGUCAAAGUCAAGGUGCAGCAGCUGCCCAACAAGUAGGAGUAGCUGCUGGUCAACACGCUGCGCACCAACAAAAUUCCGUACCGUCAUCUUCUACUUCGCAGAGCCCGAACCUGAAUCACCCCCUCCAGCACGACCAGGUGACACAACAGCAACAGCACCAACAACCGCUGACGACCAAGCAACUGCGCAAGUUGCAGCGCGAGGAGCAGCAGCGGCAGGAGGAACUGGAGGAGCUAAUAGAAGCCGAGAAAGUGCACGACUUGGUGUCCGAGGUGAUUGAACUAGUGAGGUCCACGGGCGGGGACGCAAGCACGAAGAACAGCAACAGCUCUUCUAGCACGAACGCGAACACUAGUAGCAGCGAGCCUGGCACGAACAGCUCUUCGAGAACCUUCCACGAGAUCAGCCCCGUGGCGCAAGAAGCGUUAGAGACCGGCAUGGUGCAGCACAGCGGAAAUCAUGUUGAUCAGCAGCAGAACGCUGCUUCGGCCGCAGGAGGUGGAGCAGAAAAUCUAGAUCUGUCAACGCCGAUCACGUUUGACGACAUUGGUUCCAGGCCGACACAAAGAACCAUCGCAGGGAGUGCGAAGCUGAUGGUGCAACAGCAACAGCAAGAUGUGCAGGGCGGGGGCUUUCUUGCGCCGCAGAAUAAUGUUCCGCCACAUCAUUCGGCUGCUGGCGGGUCCGGCUCGGGUAGUUCUCUUCAACACAAUAUGGUCGCGCCAGCAGGCCAGCAGCAACAUCAUAGUAACCAGCAUCGUCGUGGCAAUGGCAUGCUUGCGCCGGAGAACGUGGCGGAUGCGGUUGGCUUCCAGAACGCGCAGGAAGGGACUGGGUUGUCCAUGGGGUUUAACCCCUUCCUCCCGUCGAAACUGCAGCCGCCGGGCAACAUGCCGCUGCCCCCGAUGCCCAUGUCGAUGCCCCCGGCAGGAGGAGCUGGUGGCGCACCGCCAAUCCCGACGCAGAGGACCAGUGCGGCCUCGCAAGCGCUCUUCCCAGACCCGUUUAACAAAGGCGGGCAUCAUCUUCCAACGCACCCGGCGCAGCACCACCCGGGAGGGGUUUCUCCUCCUUCCGGACCAUUUCAACAUCACAACAGCGCUAGUACAACAACUCUCCCACCGCCUGGAGGUGUCAUGCCACCUGCUAAUAUGUUGCACCGUGGCGAGCAACGAGAAAGGCGUCAUCGAAUGCCGGGUCCCUCGCAGAUGCCUCCGCCACCGGGAUUGCCGCCGCCGCCGGGAUUGCAAGGAGGACACCAGCGCCAACACCACCAUCUUCCCGGGAGCAGUGGCCCGGGAACAAUCAUGAACCAACACCCGCCCCACCAGCACAUGAACCAUCAACAAGCAACCAGUAGCACGCCGACCCACUUUCCCAUGCCGCAGCGCCCAGGACUGCAACAUCCACACGCUCUAGACAGUCCGCCCCCGCACUCCGUGAGCAUGCCGAGUCCAACCUCAUCCGGCGGAAUGAGCAUGCCCCUGCCCAGUCCGCCGUUAAGUGUGAUAUCGGAAAGUGCAAGAACCGACGCACAGAUGCAAGGGCAAGGGUAAGAGUUUGAAUUCGUUCUGUUUAUGUUUUGUCUUGCUUCGUGCUAUUGGUUCAGGUCGUUGUGGAUUAUUUAAGGAAAACGAAUUUGAAGCAACUAUAAGCAGGCAAGGAUGAAACAUGUUUGAUAUUGCUGUGUGAAGAUGGAUGAUAUGAGCGUUUCUUGCAUUGACAUUGAGAUCAUCAUCUUCCACUUGCAGAAAGAAAAACCGAAUAAACAGCAACUUCGUCUUAGCCAACAACCCGCAGCAUCAGCACAGCCUGACACCCCGCACGCACUUGGACCAUCCCGAUUCGGGAAGAAAUCUGUAUUGCGUUUUGCUUCUUGAUGGAUCUCGAUCUACUAUAGUAGUUGUGAUUUGUCAGGAGAAUGUUCUGAAGUUAAUGGACAGGUACGUAAGGACGAGCUUCGGCUUCUGUGCAAACUCCCACCACGGAGAGGACUUCUUUUUCUUGUAGUUUGGGUUUAGGUCUGUCCAUUUGGUAUGCCGCUAGUGGCCUGCCGAUCGGUGCGGGGGUGCUCUGUUUCUUUCAGAGUUGUGGUCGGACCUUUACUUGGUCCUCCGGAACUUCUUUGGGGAUUCGACGUGGGGCUUCCUCCGGAGCUUUCUCCGGAACUUGCUCAGAACUUGGGUAAGAACUUGCCCAAAACUUGUCUCGGAAGUUGCCCAGACCUUUUUUUUUUGGCAUUUUUGGCGCAUUUUCUUUUCUCGUUUCACGGUGGGACAGCCAAUUUUUCGGUUUCUCUUUUACGGCUCACGAAAAAAGCUUGCGCAAGUUCCAAACAAGUUCUGGGACAAGUUCUCGGACAAGGUCUCAGACAAGGUCUCAGACAUGUUCCGGGAGAGUUCCGAAGUGAGUCUCGGGGCAAGUUCCGAGCAAUGAGCCUCCGGGGAAAGUAGGUUCGUUGGUCCGGAACAAGGCCCGGGGCAGGCUCCUGCGCAGGCGCUCCGCGAGCAAGCUCCUCGGGGAAUAAUUGCGGAAAUAGCUAGCCCCGCCAAAGGGGCCACGAGGGUGGUCCGGGCCCUGUCUUUGUCGGCGAGAGUGUUUCGCACCGUCGAACCGAAGUGCCGGUCUUCGGCACCGCCAGCGGCCGACGUGCUCUUUCAUGGGAGCGUCGCCGUGGUGUGAUCCGGUUCGGGGGCCUCGCAACCCUAAAGCGGCCAGAGGGCCACUCCGGGGGUUUUUCGGUUUGUGAAGGAGGGCGGGCUGCGAGGUGUCACGGCGUCGGAGGUCGCCUGGGUGUUGGCUCGGCGCAGCCAAGCCUGCUCCCCUCUCGGCGCCCGGCGUGGAUGGGCCGGCUCCAGUCGUCGGGCGGGCCCGCCGAGGAUGUUUCUAUCUUGUUGUCAUCGCGCGCGCCCCCGAAGCGCUUUGCUUUAUCGCAUUCCAGCAAACGAAGCCGCAUGCCCUCGUGUAACGCGCGUUACACGAUGGCGCUGUCCCUUCAUCCUAUCUCCUGCUGCGCUGGUGUGGCAUGCUCCCGGCUGUAGACGCGCUGUCUCGCCACAGGGCGACACUCGCUCUCGCGCCCCCCCUCCGGUGCAACACCUCAAAGAAAGGCCUGCCUUCUUGUCGUGCCCACAGCCGCGAGCACGGACAGGCGCUCGGCUGUGGGGGAAGUAUGCCGCAUCGUGCUCAUCUUCGGUUGGUGUGCAAGCGUGUUGCCGUAGCGUUUGGCCGUCGUUUAGAAGGUGGUUCAUCUUGGUGCGCUGCUGUCUCGCACCAACGUGCAGCCGGCAUCCACUUGAGCAGUAUAGACCGGCGGAAGGUUGGGCCCCCGUUGCCUGGAACCCCGGCGCCCUUUUGUAUUGCCCCAACCGGAAACCGGCCCGACAAGUUCUGCGCAAGUUCUGGGCAAGUUCGGCACCCCAUACAUCUAGACCCAUGCUUUCGGAGUAAGCCUGAAGUUAAUGGACAGGCACGUAAGGACGAGCUUCGGCUUCUGUGCAAACUUAAACCAGCCUACUAAACUUUGAAACCAAAAAAAAACAGCCCCCCUUCCGCCUACGGUCCAACCCCGCUCCACCGGAGUGUAAGCAAAGCGACGAACAGUCAUCCCUACGGAGUUGUUGUGCCCGGUGGGGGGCCCGUGAUUACGCAGCGAAAUAACCCGGAAGCUGCUGCUGGGAGCUCCUCCUGCGCGUCCUCCUCGUCCAAUGCAAGCUCUUUAGGAACAAAUCGGCCUAGCAAAGAAAAAGGCUCCUAAACGCCGACCAAAUGAAAACAAGACGGCAACUAACGGGGCAGAAAAGCACGAAAGGGCGGCCCAAGAGCGCCCCGGCCUUUUCAGGUUGUGCCCCUUCUACCCUGACGCGCGCGCCCUCGUUCCGUGUGCCAAUUGGCGGCCUUCGGUGGCACCAGCGGGAGCAGCGCGAAUGUCUAUGCGCGGCUGUGCGCGCAUGCCUUCUGGGCUGUCCGGCCACCGGCGUGCUGCUUAGCGACUAUGGCGAGGACUAUUUUGCGACAGGCACCCUCAAAGCAGACGCGCCGCUUUUUGACAGGCACCCUCAAAGCAGAGCACGAAGCGCCCGGAAAAGGGAAAAGAGGCCUUUUCCUGAAACUUGGCGGCCCGAAGUUGCAGAAAAAGGCCUCCAAAUGAUUGCCGCGAGCAAGUGCGCGCGCUUGGUCUGACUUGGCUUCUUUGGCUCGGGCGAUGCUUCCUCGCAAUUGUUGGGCGUGCAGCUGGGGGCGCGGUUGGGUGCAAGCCGGCUUCUUUGCUGCGAUAGCUGCGAAGAAACUGUUGUCUGAGUCUGGCCCGAGGGGCCCGGUGACCUUCCGCCCUAGGCCCUCGCAUUUGUGCCUGGCCGCUAACUGAGUCCUUUUCUGGCAACUUGCGGCUGGGAACUUGUCCAAUUUGCGCGUCUUCUUUUUGUGUUUCUUGGUGUGGGCUCUGGGGGCAAAAGAAACACCUCGAAAGCGCCACUCCCUAUCGCAGCCUGGCGCCCCAUGGCCAUGGUAGUGGACAUUUUGAGCGCGCUUCAGAAGCCACACAGUUGCUAGGCCGAUUUCACUCCGAAGCUCUUGCGGAACGAACCACCGAAACAGAGCUUUUUCCGCGCAGAACAAAAGCAAUAAAUGCGUCGGGUUUCACACGAUCCACCAUCUUCCAGAUCACGUUUUGCAGCAGGGAACGACAAAUAAUUCUGCGAGCAAAGACAAAGUAGACCACCAGAUGACCCCGGUGGCCAAUCAUAGCAAUACGACCCCAGGCGCCUCUAGUACGACCAACACGCCAACGAACGGUGGAGGAGCAAACAGCCAGGCCUUGACGAAGAAAGUCCGGAUUUACCAAGCAUUGUCGGUCUACCGGAUGAGACAUUUCUAUGGCGUUCUCAAAAAAUGUUACAUUCUCAACUGUUACACGAUUUGUCAUGCAAAAUCACAAUCAGAAUUGACACGCUCAAGCUGCUUCGCAUGACAAUUUCUCGAAGAGCCAAACAGGCUGAGAAUCUGGGCGGAAUCUGUCAUGCAAGACGCGCAAGGUCAUCCCUUUCACCUUUGCCAUUCUUGCAUGGCAAAUUUAUGUAACAGUUGAGAAUGUAACAGAUGAGAGCGCCAUAAUUUCUCUACCGACGUGAUGCUCGGAAAAAACAUGGCGGGACAGAACGCACUCGUUGGGGAGCAAAAAUGCUCCUACGUCAUGCACAACGGAGUGUGCACGGCCUGCAUGACGAGCUCCACGGUGUCGGGGGGAAGCAGGUAUAGUAAAUUGCGUGGAGAACUGCUGUUAGUAAACAAAAACAAGUGCAGCUAUAAUCAAGAAUGCUUCUGUUUCUGAUGCUGUUGUGUGUUGAAAGUUGUUGUAGCAGGUCUUUAUUGUGGUGGUGCUCAUACACACACGCAUGAAGAAUUUGAAGUCUUAAAGUUAAUGUGAAACAAAUGCCAGUACCAGUAGACCUCAAAGAAUUUCAAUGCCGCAAAAAUCGACCAGAUCUUCGUCCUCCACCACUUCUUUCUCCUCCCGAACGAAACUCACCAACAUUUUUGACAUCUCCGACCCGACGACGAAGGCCGUCGUGGAAAUCACACGGCAAAAUUGGAUUGAGGCGUUUGUGAUCUUCCCGACGAUCAUCGGCGUGAGCAAAGCGCCAUCCCUGAACCUCUCUGCGGAGUGGGAUUUGGUGAAGAAGGUCUUCGCGUACGCGUACAGCAAAUCCCAGGGCAACCAGCACAUGCACUUACUGGGCAACAUGAACAAGCAGAAGGUGCGGAACAUCGCUUCCCUACCCACGCCGAAGUCGAGCGCGACCAACAUGGAAAUAGACGUACAACUACAACAGCAUCAAACUAGCAGCUCCUUGCAACUGCUAGCAGCGACGUCCACUGGUGCAGGUGGAGCUGGUACACAACCGGUUGUAAUAUCCUCCACUGCCGGAACGGUCGAGGAGCAGCGGUCGGACAUGAUUCACGACGAGGUGCAGCGGGUGCUGCAGAUGGCGCUGGCGAAUGAGCAAAACGCGGCGGAAGCGAACAAAGCGAACAACAAGCAAAACGAGGAAGAGCUGUACGACCCCUGUGCCAUGCCGGAUAUGCGCAAUUGCGCUGUGUCGAGUAGCAGCAAUUCAUCCAAUUGCGGAGACGAUCCUGCUGUAGUCGCAGCCAGUCAACAACAUCUCAGCCUGAACUUGAACACGGACAUCAACAUGGCUGCAGCGGGUCAGCAUGUUGCAGACAACUCCGCGGCUAUGCAACAUAUCUCGGAGGCCGACAUUCUGGCGCACCUGCAGAAGUUGACCGGGGCGCCCAAUAUGUUGACACCGGAGGAAAUGAACGGUAACAACCCGUUCAAUAAUCCGGUGCUCCCCAGCUUUAGCUAAGUUAGAAACGACAAGUACCUGCUUUCAACCGCACCUUUAUCUAAAAUGUACCUGCUGAAAUUGAUGAAAAGACACGACCAAUCGAAACCAGUUUAUCAAAAUUUUGAGUUGCUAACUUUGUUUGUAUUCACCAUUGAAAACUUUGAGUUUAUCCUGCUUACUUGAUGCCCGUUGGCGAGAAGAAUUGCGACACUAUGAACGUUAACCAUCAAGACAUUAAGUAGCCUUGCUUUUCAUGUUCUCCACCCCCCUAUUUCAUUCUAGCUUUUUUACCGAAACUGCCUGAGUGUUUCUACUUCUACGUUCAAAUAAACAGACUGCUGCGACGAGUUUCGACGCAUGCCUUAUACCCUUUUACUAUACACCUUUUGCUCCUACGCUGCCGCAGCUUGCUACAUGCCUUUUUACCUGCGUUCUUGCUUACUUGGAAGUAUACUGUACGACACGACCUACCAACGCUUUUUUACGAAACACUGAUACUCACUUAUCUCAGACGACUACGACCGGAUUUUUCUACUAGGACUGUUUGAAUUCUUGCCGUUCUUGACAAUGCCAUCUGCGGCUUGCGAACAAAAAAAAACCAGGUCGUGAAGAUACUGCGGACAGUGGAGUCAAUAUUCCGUUCCCAGAAAAACCUAAUUGUCAGGGUCGCUCGACGCCUCUCGGUAUGAAGAUGAUGAACACGCCACAGUGUGUGCUGUGUUUGUUUUUUCUUUGCUCCUCGCCUGGUUCGGGUCAUCUGGUUUGCGGUCUUCGCUGUUAUUCGGUUCGGAAAUUUUCUCGGUC